AUGAAUUCUAUAGCUAAGGUGACUUCCGAAGAAGGGAAUAUAGAAGAGCAUUUCGAUCCUAUAAUUGACAUUAUUGAUUACCUUGUACGAUGUGCAGAAAUAUCAUUUAAGAACUCACCAUCUCAGGAAGGUAACAGAAGUGCGGAUAAAACAAAAUAUGCUUAUGAUUUAUUUUAUAAAUCACCAAUUGAUUUUCUUCUUCAGUUUGGGAAAUACCUAUGUCCAAGUCAUUUAAAACACUUUGAAACAUUACAUCUUUAUAAAAAUGAUAAAGAAUUCGAAAAAUGUGUUACGGAAUUAAAAUUGUACCAUUCAGAAGAAAAUAAACACAAAAGAAUUAGAAACAGAAGAUACAAAGCAAUACAGGAUCUACAAAACAACUCUGAUUAUUUUAGUGAAAAACAAAUGAUGUAUAGAAAUCCAUUACUAUAUGAGGAGUUAAUUGGUCAGUACUUGACAGAUGAAGAAAUAAAAAUAAGAGAUUCAGCAGAUAGUGAGAACUUAACUCUUCUUACUCUGAUUUUGGACACUGUAGAUCGCAAUCAACUCAGAGAAAAUAGAAACUUGCAAAUGCAGAUGGAAGAUGCUGCAACUAGUUUUGAUAUUACCCAAGAUGAGAAAGCCAAAAAUAAUGAAAAAAAUACCAAGAAAAAGCAGUGGGGUGACUUUGAUGUUCCAGACACUGAAGAUAUACAGAAACCUGAGCCAAGGAAACAGAUGAUGAUUAAUGCAAAUGAAAGAAAUUUACUCAGGGAGGAAUUUCUCCAAGAAAUGUAUAGCAGCUUCAUGGAAGGCAGGGACAUUGAAUUUGACUAUAAUAGUGUAGACCACAAUGAAGAAUAUGAUGAUCUGGCGAAAUUAUCUCAAGACGCAGAAGACAAAUACUUUGAUUCUGAGGGAAAUGACAGUCAGACACUGGAAGAACACAUGGCCUUGGUGAAUGAGUAUGGUUCAAAAACACGUGGGGAUGAUAAUGUUGAUCCAUUAGAUGUUUUUAUGGAAAGGAUUUCAAAUAAACUGUCCAAGAACAGUUAA
Molecule: messenger RNA, 1035 nt
Organism: Leptosia nina
Lineage: Eukaryota; Metazoa; Arthropoda; Insecta; Lepidoptera; Pieridae
Source: the annotation of a GenBank genome assembly